CAUUCGCUAGCUCCCCAAGCCACUACCACACUAUUUCUCCAAGCUUCGUACAGUUCUUCUCCUUCGACAGCUCGGCGUAGUUGAAGCGAGAAAAUCGAUAAGGAUGACGAGACGCUGCUGUACCUCGUCGGCGCCGCCGCUCGCUGCUCUUGCCCUGCUUCUCCUCCUCUGCUUCUCCCACUGCGCGGCCGCCGCUCGCCUCUUCCCUGCCAGUACUGCUCCUCUCCAAGACAUGGGCGUCAUCGACGUCAAGGCGGCCGGCGCUACGUCAGACGGGCUAGCAGUGCUUCCUGCGGAAGGUAUCAAGGUCGGCAAUGGCGAAGAGGCUGUCCUGGAGAUGACGGAGGAUGUCGAGGCGGAGGAGGCAGCGUGCGAGGAGGGGAUCAACGGCGAGGAGUGCAUGCAGAGGAGGCUGCUCCACGACGCGCACCUCGACUACAUCUACACGCAGCGCAAGGGCAGGCCAUGAGCAGGCAAGCGCUUCCUUGGAGCUGUGGAUGCUGGGCAUCAAGUUGACACGAGGAAUCGUCUGACGAGAUGAUCGUGAUUUUAAUCAUAUCUUAUCUACUACCUGUUGUUUUGGCCAUGUACGUCCGUGCCGUGGACCGUGGCCCGUUCAUCUAGGAACAUAUUCGUAUGUGAUGUGAGUCUGUUUCCGCAUCGAUCGUCGGGUUGUACAUCACUAAUAGUAGUUAGUAGUCUGCUAGUAAUAUAAGUACUAAAUGGUAUGGCCGUCUUCUUCUUCAA
Molecule: messenger RNA, 747 nt
Organism: Lolium rigidum
Lineage: Eukaryota; Viridiplantae; Streptophyta; Magnoliopsida; Poales; Poaceae
Product: phytosulfokines 2-like
Exons: 2
Coding region: 104-469 (121 amino acids)
Biological process (GO): cell population proliferation
Cellular component (GO): extracellular region
Molecular function (GO): growth factor activity
Source: RefSeq, a predicted model, not a curated record